Messenger RNA from Babesia bigemina, 1716 nucleotides. Its product is annotated as NLI interacting factor-like phosphatase family protein, putative. Lineage: Eukaryota; Apicomplexa; Aconoidasida; Piroplasmida; Babesiidae. The record is from RefSeq and is a predicted model, not a curated record. Gene Ontology annotation, molecular function: phosphoprotein phosphatase activity. The transcript is spliced from 5 exons. Bases 1 to 1716 code for a protein of 571 amino acids.
AUGGUAUUGGCGCACAGAGAGUUGUCGAUUCGCGGUGUAGGCUUGAAAUCUGGUGAUGAUGUUCGUCUGGGAUUUUUUCAUUUUAAAACAUUGCUCGCCUACUGCAUGAUGGCUACGUAUUCAGUGCGUAAUUCAACUCCUCCUGACGCCUACGGUGCGUGCGCGGUGGACAUGGUGAACGGGCGGUCGGACACCGCCGACAUGAUGGAAAAGUACAAGCUGAACUACGAGGACUGUUAUUCCAAAACGACAGGUGUCAGUAAUGCAGCUGUGGAGAACAUUCCCACAUAUAUUCCCAAGUACCUGGGGCCGGAUCCGUUUGCGUCGCAGCAGCAAAGCGGAGACGACAUUUGCUUAACCGACGUCGACUCGUCAGACGAAAUCGGUGAUUACGGGUGCGACGAUGCCGUGAAAUAUGCGGACCGCAUGUGCGAUUUCGACCUUGCGCACGGGGACAUCUGCCCCGACGACGGUGCGGGCUGUGCCGCCAUCUGCGAUGCGUCCACGCUCACUCCCACUUCCGAUACCGACCCCACCAAUAUGGAUGAGUUCAACGAGAGUGGGGAGGAAAGCGAUGCCGUGGUGGAGUCGGCGAGCCCCGCUGCGCCUGUCUCCCCCGAGUGCAUGAUGGGGCUGCUGUCUCGCUACAUCGACUGCACUCCCCAGCUGCACUCCACAUCCAUGCGUCUGUUGAUGACGCGCGAAUCCGUCGGCAGCGCGGAUGUAAUUCCGUCACAGGUAAUCCGCUACAACAACACGAGGUUGGUGCGCUACGAGGCGCUGCGGGACUACCUGGAGGAGGAGCCGCUGUUCAAGUGCCUGAAGGCAGACAUCUCCGAACUCUACAACCCCAGUUCGACGUCCGCGAGUCCGGAGGAGACCGACUUGCCGAAGCUGCUGGUCGUGCUCGACCUGGACGAGACCCUCGUGCAUAUGCACGAGCGCCCCAACGACCACUACGACUACAUGGUGAACAUCGUGGAGCGCGACGAAUGCGACGCGUUGGAGGCAAAAGAGAAGGGAUACAAGACGGACAUAUUCGGGUUCACCGUGCACUCGACCAUGCACGUCUCUCUGCGACCCGGUGUUCUGGAGUUUUUCGACUACCUCCGCUCACGCUCGUCCCAGUUCACCGUUGCGCUCUACACAGCGGGCACGCGGCAGUACGCCAACGCCAUCAUCCACGCGCUGGACCCGGAGUACAAGCUGAUAUCGCCCUCGGUGCGCUACUUCCGCGAGAGCUGCGAGGUGAGCAGCACUCCCCAGGCGCUGCGGGGCAUGCCCGCGAACUGCAUAGGCAUCGGCAACCACCACCGCGACGAGCCGGUGCCGCCCUUCUACCUCAAGAAGAACCUGCAGGUGUUCGACUGGCCGCUGAGCCGCGUCGUCUUCUUCGACAACUCGCUGCUGUCGUUCAUGAACAACCCCGAGAACGGUGUGUGGAUACGCCCGUGGCGCGGAGCCCAGCCGUUCAUCGACGACGGCCGCGUGGAAUUGGCUACUGAGUUCGCCCCAGUCAAGCGCGACGGGAGAAGCCUGCCCGGCCAGGACGGCUUGUACGAGUUCACCCAGGUGGUGCGUCUUCUGGAGGAGCUGGUCACCGAGCGCGAUGUGCGUGAAUCGCUGCGCCGCAAGUUUACGCUGUGCAACGUGGUCGCUAGGGUGUUGGGCACCGAAGUGGAGUCCAACAAGCUAGAUGUGUUACUCAAGGCGUGA